AGCAGCGCGGCAGGCUUAUUAAUUCCUUGACCCGGCCUGUAGCUUGAUCCGUCAAGUUUGUUAUUCCGCCAGACCGCCACAUUCCGAACAUGGCCCCACCGUCGCACUGCUUCGUCACCGUCGACGUUGCAACCGACAAUGGCGCCCUCCCCGCGGCGCCGGUGAUGGUGGACGCGCCGCAGCAGAAGCUGCAGUGCCCCAACGUUCUCGACGCUGAGGAGUUCCGGCGCCAGGGCCAUCAGGUUAUCGACUUCAUCGCCGACUACUAUGGCCGCAUGAGCGACUACCCCGUGCACCCCAGCGUCACGCCCGGCUUCCUGCGCGACGUGCUUCCCACGGACGCGCCGCGCCGUCCAGGGCCCGACGCGUUCGGGUCGGCGCUGCAGGACGUCCGGAACCUGUUGCUGCCGGGAAUGACGCACUGGCAGAGCCCUCGCCACUUCGCGCACUUCCCGGCGUCAAGCAGCACCGUCGGCGCCCUCGGGGAGGCGCUCAUCGCCGGCAUCAAUGUCGUCCCCUUUACCUGGGCCGCCUCGCCGGCUGCCACGGAGCUCGAGAUGGUAGUCGUGGACUGGCUCGGCAAGGCGCUGCACUUGCCAGAGAGCCUUUUGUUUGCAGGAGGCGGCGGGGGUACGUUUCUGGGCACGACCUGCGAGGCCAUACUGUGCGCCCUCGUCUCCGCGAGGGACCAGAAGCUGGCGGAGAUCGGAGGGAACAGGAUCGGCGACCUCGUCGUCUACUGCUCCGACCAGACCCACUUCUCCUUCCGCAAGGCUGCGCGCAUCGCCGGGAUCCAGCGCGACCACUGCCGCGAGGUACAGACGUACCAUGGAGACAUGUUCGCGCUCUCGCCCACGGAGCUGCAAGCCGCCAUGCAGGCUGACGUUGACGCCGGCCUGGUCCCGCUGUUCUUAUGUGCCACUGUUGGGACCACCCAGACGACCGCCGUUGACCCUGUCGGUGAGCUCUGCGCCGUCGCCGCAUCUCACGGCGUCUGGGUACACGUGGACGCCGCCUACGCCGGCUCCGCGCUGGUGUGCCCGGAGUUCCGCCACGUGAUCGACGGCCUGGAGUUCGUGGACUCGUUCAGCAUGAACCCCCACAAGUGGCUCCUCGCCAACAACGACUGCUGCGCCAUGUGGGUGAAGAAGCCGUGCGCGCUGGUGGCGGCGCUGGGCACGGAGCAGGAGUACAUCCUCAAGGACGCGGCGGCGGAGGAGCACGGCGUGGUGGACUACAAGGACUGGACCAUCACCCUCACUCGCCGCUUCCGGGCGCUCAAGAUCUGGCUAGUGCUCCGCUGCUACGGCGUCGACGGCCUGCGCGACCACAUCCGCUCGCACCUGCGCAUGGCCGAGGCGUUCGAGGGCAUGGUGAGAGCCGACGCGAGGUUCGAGGUGGUGACCGAGAGGCACUUCGCGUUGGUGUGCUUCCGCCUCAGGUCUCCGGAGAAGCUCGGCGGCGAGAAGACGGCCAACCAGCUUAACCGGAGACUGCUUGAGGAGGUGAACGCGGCCACCUCGGGCCCCUACAUGAGCUCCGCAAACGUCGGCGGCAUCUACAUGCUCAGGUGCGCCAUCGGAAGCACGCUCACGGAGGAGCGGCAUGUAAACGACGCGUGGAAGGUCGUCCAGGAUCGGGCAUCAGCAAUCCUUCGUAAAAUGGAAAUUAUCUACAGCGUGCUUGGUUAAUUAAGCUGAUCAAUAUGUUUCUCAAAGUAGUAUACUCUAGUAAGUACUCCUGCAUCUGAAUUAGGUCGGCCCCAGCAAUCUGGUCUCCUUCAUCUGCAUCUGAAUUAGUAUGUUCACUAAAGAUCAGUACGACUGUACUUGUUUUACUCGCUCCGUUAAUCCGGUCACAUUUUCGUCCGUUGAGUUCUCAAACUAAGGUAUGUAUGGGAACAUAAUCCCGAUCGACCAUUUCAACAACUAUUCUGUGGAGUUUUAGUCAUA
Messenger RNA from Lolium rigidum, 1952 nucleotides. Its product is annotated as tyrosine decarboxylase-like. Lineage: Eukaryota; Viridiplantae; Streptophyta; Magnoliopsida; Poales; Poaceae. Gene Ontology annotation, biological process: amino acid metabolic process. The record is from RefSeq and is a predicted model, not a curated record. Gene Ontology annotation, molecular function: carboxy-lyase activity; pyridoxal phosphate binding. The transcript has 2 exons. Bases 90 to 1691 code for a protein of 533 amino acids.